GUGAGGCAGGCGCCAUUUUGUGGCGGCUGUAGGACUAGAAGCAAGAAGAGGAGGUGCCGCCGCCGCUGCCGCCACCACUGUUACCGCCUUCCCUCACCCGCCUUCCAGCCCGUUCCCUCCUCUCCGUUUUCUCUUCAUUUUAAUUUUCUUUUUAAAACCCUUUUUAAUCCCCCUUUCUUCCCCCUCCUCCCUUUCGGGCUCCUUCCAGCCCUGCUCCUCCUUUUCUCUCCUCACACUCGCCCACCAACAACCGCAGCCAUUGCCGACCUUGCCAUGUCUGGUGGCGGCGUGAUCCGCGGCCCCGCCGGGAACAACGACUGCCGCAUCUACGUGGGCAACCUGCCGCCGGACAUCCGCACCAAGGACAUCGAGGACGUCUUCUACAAGUACGGAGCCAUCCGGGACAUCGACCUCAAGAACCGCCGCGGGGGGCCGCCGUUCGCCUUCGUCGAGUUCGAGGACCCCAGGGACGCAGAGGAUGCAGUGUAUGGACGGGAUGGAUAUGAUUAUGAUGGGUACCGUCUACGUGUGGAGUUUCCUCGAAGUGGUCGGGGCACUGGCAGGGGAGGCGGCGGCGGUGGAGGUGGUGGUGCCCCAAGGGGCAGAUAUGGGCCCCCAUCCAGGCGCUCAGAGUACAGAGUGAUAGUAUCAGGACUGCCUCCCAGUGGAAGCUGGCAGGAUUUAAAGGAUCACAUGCGUGAAGCAGGUGAUGUAUGUUAUGCUGAUGUUUUCCGAGAUGGAACUGGUGUCGUGGAGUUUGUACGGAAAGAAGAUAUGACCUACGCAGUGCGAAAACUGGAUAACACUAAGUUUAGAUCUCAUGAGGGAGAAACUGCCUACAUCCGUGUUAAAGUUGAUGGCCCAAGAAGUCCAAGUUACGGAAGAUCUCGUUCUCGCAGCCGUAGUCGUAGCAGAAGCCGUAGCCGAAGCAACAGCAGAAGUCGCAGUUAUUCCCCGAGAAGAAGCAGAGGAUCUCCACGCUACUCUCCCCGCCACAGCAGAUCACGUUCCCGUACAUAAAUGAUCUUUAAUGGUGCUCCUUUUUGUAGAACCCCUCCAUGUUGUAUGCAGUUUUCCUUUACUCCGUACAGUCUUUUUUUAAAGAAAAAAGUAAUUCAAGCUGUUUUACUCAAAAUUGGCUAAAAGUGUUGAAUUGCAUUCUUGUAUAAUAUCCCUAGUGAGUAUUUGCUCCUUAACAUCAACAUUCCCUCACGUCUUUCAUAAAUUGUAUUUUAACAUGUCCUAGGCAGGGUUCUCUCUAGUUAGUUUGCUUACCCACACUCUUCCAACUGUGGUAUCGCUGUAUAAAAUGUCUUUGUUCAGCUAUGGGUUCUACAAGCUGGGGAUGUUGCGGGGGGGUUGGGUGUUUAACUUGUCUCUUCUGGGGGAGCUUACAUUUUUAUCUUGCCUUUUCAUGUGUCUUUCUGUAGACAUAUCUGAAGAGAUGGAUUAAGAAUGCUUUGGAUUAAAGGAUUGUGGAGCACAUGUCAAUCAUUUUAGGAUUGUCAAAAGGAGGAUUGAGGAGGAUCAGAUCAAUAAUGGAGGCAAUGGUAUGACUCCAAGUGCUAUUGUCACAGAUUAAAUUGGCAGUAUUGACCUUAUACUGAGAGAUGAUCUUAAUACACACAACCCUCUCUAUUGUUUUAGAUAGCUUUAGUCUUCUAACCACCAUGAUGGCAAUUGUGGCUAGAUGUACCUGUAUGACUCUUCCAGUCCUGGGGGUGGGGUAAUACCGAGUGACUGCAGUGAAUCAGUUGAUUACAGGCGCUACCCAAAAAAUGCAGGUUGUUUCAAACCUGCGAGUAUAAUCUCAAUACUGCUAAAAUCUGCAUGUCCUCUGUGUGGCUGAUAUAGCAAUGCUGUUUCACCUUCUUAAAAGUAAUGGAAUGAAAGCAGUUAUAGUAGCCGGCGGGUGGUGGGGAUGACACCUUUGGGGAUUCCUUUUUAAGCCCCCCCCCCCUUUCAGAACUGACUCACUGAUACUUCAGUUAACUUUGUUACCAUCCAGGCUGAGUACAACGAGCCUUUAGUUUAGACAUGCAGUAGGUGGAUAGCUUUAGCAGCAAGUUUUUGCUACUUCGUAAAACUUUUUUGGAACCACAAAACCUGUAAUUUGCCAUAUAGGAAUUGAUAGAUUGGCAUUAUCAGUUAUCCUGUGUAAAUACUAGAAUGUUUCCUCCAGAUGAUUAACAUUGCUAAAAUCUGAGCUUCACAACUCAAAAGCUUGUUUUGGGGAAUUGAUAGUUAUCGAUGCCUAUCUUUAUUAUUCAACGGCAGACAUAACUCAUCAUUCCCCAGAAUCCUAUUUUUCAUUACGGUAUCUAACUUUUUGCCUCCUCUUUUUUGGUUUUGCUGGUUAUAAAGGUUUGGAUUGGAGAGGGCUCACUGGAUCCCAAUCCUUGGAGCUGGAUCAUUGGAUUCAAAUCAUAAUGUGGAUAGGAUAGGGAGGAUCAAUUGCAAGGAUUCAUGGAGCGGGAUCAGAUUACCAGGAACAUAGGAGUGGAUUCCUGCCCCAACCAAACCGCACUCGUGUGGAUUUUUAUUCAACUCAAUUGGCUAUUCCAAAGAUUUUUUUCCUAUUUUUGACGAUUGGAGCCCUUAAGAUGCACGAUGGAGUUGUCAUUUUUUGGUAAAAGGAGCAAAGCAAGGACCUGGAGAGGUACGCUGGAGCAUUCUCCUUGGAAGGAUUCAGCACGAGUAGAUGGUAAAUGUUAAAGGGGAAAAGGGGGGUUUUGUUUAAAAACGUUAAACCAAUAAGUCAUUUAUCUAAAUUUAAAGACACAAAAGAAAUUGGAGUCUUAAGAUUAAGUAGGUUUUCAAUUGGCUAUUGCCUUUUUUCUUUUGACAAAUAAAAUUUUAUAAAAAAGUG
Messenger RNA from Elgaria multicarinata webbii, 2869 nucleotides. RefSeq names its product serine and arginine rich splicing factor 1 (gene SRSF1). Bases 274 to 1020 code for a protein of 248 amino acids. The transcript is spliced from 4 exons. The record is from RefSeq and is a predicted model, not a curated record. Gene Ontology annotation, molecular function: mRNA binding. NCBI's taxonomy places the organism in Eukaryota, Metazoa, Chordata, Lepidosauria, Squamata, Anguidae. Gene Ontology annotation, cellular component: nucleus; cytoplasm.